AUGCUGAUCGCUUCCUCGUCUCUGGGAAUACUGUUACUGUCUGCGGCAGCCGCAACCAGCGUGGCCCGCCAAGCGUCGCAGGGAUACUUUCAGUGGGGCUCAGCGCCUAUCCGAGGCGUCAAUCUGGGCGGAUGGCUCGUCCUCGAGCCAUGGAUCACACCAUCGAUAUUCGAAGACAAGCCCGAUUGGGUUGUGGACGAGUGGACGUACGGGGCGUACUGGCGCGACAGGCGGGACACGUACAGCGAGAUACGAACGCACUGGGGCAGCUGGUUCAAGCAGUCUGAUCUUCAAGAGAUGAAGCGUGUUGGCCUCAAUACCGUCCGCAUACCCAUAGGCUACUGGUCCCUAAUCCCCUUAUCGACGUCUGAGCCAUACCUCCCUGGCGCGUUCGACUAUCUCAAACUCGGCGUCAACUGGGCGCAGCAAGCCGGCUUAUCGGUCAUGAUCGACCUGCACGGCGCUCCGGGCUCGCAAAACGGUUUCGACAAUAGCGGUUUCCGCGGACCGCGCGAGUGGUUCUGGAACCAGACGAAUGCGGACCGGUCCAUCUCUGCUCUCAAGGUCCUGGUGGCGGAGUUCUCGCAGGCUGGGUAUGCCAAUACGGUGACGGCAAUAGGACUGCUGAAUGAGCCGUUUCCGGUCAGUCCGGAUCAGGUGGGAUUUCUGCGCAAGUUCCUGCAGGACUCGUAUGCGUCUUUGAGGGCUAUACAGACGCAGAAGCAUCUGGUGAUCGUAAUUGACUCUGCAUACCAGGGUCUACCGGCAUGGCAGGACUUCAUGGUACAGGGGUACUAUGAUGGGGUCGAGACUGAUUGCAGGUUCAACAACUACACCCUCGUCUAUGGGUACAAUCAAGUCCUCCAGUGGUUCUGCAAUCAGACGGACUACUUUCGCGCGUCAGACAAGACCCACUGGACCAUUAUUGGGGAGUUUACACCGGCGCAUACGGACUGUGCGAGAUGGCUGAAUGGAAGAUGUAGAGGUGCAAGGUGGGAUAACAGCUUGAACGGGCACAGAUUGACCUUCCCUGGUGACUGCAAAAAGAAGACUGGGUCGGAUAUCAGUCGAUGGGAUGGUGACUAUGUGGAGCAUCUCGCCCGGUCCUUCGAGACUCAGACUUAUGUGUACGAACAGGCUAGCGGAUGGAUCAUGUGGACGUGGAAGACGGAAGAAGCGGCAGACUGGAGCAUGUCGGCUGGGAUCACGUAUGGGUGGAUCCCAACGCCUGUCUGGAACAAAACGAGGGGGUAA
Dioszegia hungarica is the source of this 1254-nucleotide messenger RNA. RefSeq names its product putative glucan 1,3-beta-glucosidase. Gene Ontology annotation, cellular component: extracellular region; cell surface. Gene Ontology annotation, molecular function: beta-glucosidase activity. Gene Ontology annotation, biological process: glucan catabolic process. The record is from RefSeq and is a predicted model, not a curated record. Bases 1 to 1254 code for a protein of 417 amino acids. The transcript is spliced from 9 exons. Lineage: Eukaryota; Fungi; Basidiomycota; Tremellomycetes; Tremellales; Bulleribasidiaceae.